Rhincodon typus (whale shark) is the source of this 1936-nucleotide messenger RNA. Its product is annotated as glycylpeptide N-tetradecanoyltransferase 1-like. NCBI's taxonomy places the organism in Eukaryota, Metazoa, Chordata, Chondrichthyes, Orectolobiformes, Rhincodontidae. Gene Ontology annotation, cellular component: cytoplasm. Bases 78 to 1529 code for a protein of 483 amino acids. The transcript has 12 exons. The record is from RefSeq and is a predicted model, not a curated record. Gene Ontology annotation, biological process: N-terminal peptidyl-glycine N-myristoylation. Gene Ontology annotation, molecular function: glycylpeptide N-tetradecanoyltransferase activity.
GGGGGAAGGGGUGGGGAACGGACCAAUCGGCAGCAGCGUUGUUGCGCGAGUCGCCUAAUCGUGGUCGAUCCUGAAUCAUGGCAGACGAUCAUGAGACAGCAACAAAAGACAUGGAGGAGCAGGAUGGCUGCGGCAGUGACUGUGAGAAUGAAGAGGAGCAUGUACACAGUAAAGGCAAAAGUCCAGGGGAUGAACUGGGAGCAAAGAAGAAGAAAAAGAAACCGAAGCGGAAGAAGGAGAAGGGUGGAGGAAAGCUAGACUCAGACGAUCCAUCUAAGGUUAAUUCUUUGCCUGCAGAGAAAUUGCAGGAGAUCCAAAAGGCCAUUGAGCUAUUUUCUGUUGCCCAGGGUCCAGCAAAGAGCAUGGAGGAGGCCACCAAACGGAGUUACCAGUUCUGGGACACCCAGCCAGUGCCAAAACUUGGUGAAGUAGUGACAGUCCAUGGCCCAAUUGAGCCAGACAAAGAUAAUAUUCGACAAGAGCCCUAUAGCCUACCGCAGGGAUUUCUAUGGGAUGCCCUAGACCUUGGGAAUGCUGAAGUGUUGAAGGAACUGUAUACCCUGCUGAAUGAGAACUACGUGGAGGAUGAUGACAACAUGUUUAGAUUUGAUUAUUCACCUGAAUUUUUACUGUGGGCACUGCGUCCCCCUGGCUGGCUGCUUCAGUGGCACUGCGGUGUACGGGUCGUCUCCAACAAGAAAUUAGUGGGUUUCAUCAGUGCCAUUCCAGCUAAUAUUCAGAUUUAUGACCAUCUGAAGAAGAUGGUGGAGAUUAAUUUUCUGUGUGUGCAUAAGAAGCUGCGCUCCAAACGUGUGGCUCCAGUCCUGAUCCGCGAGAUCACCAGGAGAGUCAACCUCGAAGGCAGCUAUCAGGCUGUGUAUACAGCAGGUGUAGUGCUGCCGAAACCUGUGGGCACUUGUAGGUACUGGCACAGGUCACUGAACCCACGCAAACUAGUAGAGGUGAAGUUCUCCCAUCUGAGCAGAAACAUGACUAUGCAACGAACAAUGAAAUUAUAUAGACUGCCAGAGACCACAAAAACGCCUGGCCUGCGACCAAUGGAGCGUCGGGAUGUGGAGCAGGUGUGCAGGUUGCUGAGGGAAUACCUGACGCAGUUCUAUCUGACACCAGCAAUGAACGAAGAGGAGGUUGCUCACUGGUUCCUACCUCGGGAAAAUAUUAUAGAGACUUAUGUUGUUGAGAGCCCUGAUGGAGAAUUGACAGACUUCUUCAGUUUUUACACUCUUCCUUCCACCAUCAUGCACCAUCCUGUUCACAAGAGCCUAAAGGCUGCUUACUCUUUUUAUAACGUCCACACCAAGACUCCUCUCGUUGACCUCAUGAAUGAUGCCCUCAUCCUUGCAAAGUUGAAAGGAUUUGAUGUUUUCAAUGCACUGGACCUCAUGGAAAACAAAACCUUUUUAGAAAAGCUGAAAUUUGGAAUUGGAGAUGGCAACCUGCAGUAUUAUCUAUACAAUUGGAAGUGCCCCAGCAUGGCUGCUGAGAAGGUUGGGCUUGUGUUGCAGUAAAUUUGCCAUCACCGGAGCUGGAAAAAGCCACCAAUCAGCCAUAUCGGGGAAAGUCCGCUGACCCCUAGUCUGACACCGCUGAAUUCAGAAGAUUGCAAGAAAUGGGAGGGAAUGGAGCUCGUGGAUUUCAAAGCGAGAGUUUACAGAUUAUACCAUCCCAUAGACAUUUACUAUCCUGCCCAACUCUGUCAAAUCAAGAUUAUAUGCAUUAUACAUGAUUUUAAUAAAUGGAUUAGAACCUGUCUGAUUGGAAAACGCAAUGUUACAAGUAUACAAAGAUUGAAGGCUUCUUUAUAUCUCUGUUUGAGAUAUAUUUGACCAUGGGUUCUCUCAUCCAAAAACAUUGCAUCAACUACAGUGUGUCUCAUUUAUUAAAACUCUAAGACUCCAAUUGCUUUACAUUUUAA